AUGAUUCUCGACGGCCGCCACUACAUUUCACGACUCUUGAUCCUCCACGAACAUAUCAAAGCCGCACAUCAGUUUAAUGAGCUCGUCCUAAAUGAACUUCGGCAAAGAUAUUCGAUCUUAAGAGCCAGAGGAACCAUCCGUAGCGUAGCAAGCGCUUGCUUGAAGUGCAAGAGAUGGAACACGAAACCUAUCCAACCUCAAAUCGGCAACUUACCACCAGAACGUCUUGAUCACCACAAAAGACCUUUCACUCACGUAGGCCUUGAUUAUUUCGGCCCGAUCCUGGUGACGUUAUAUCGACGGAGCGAGAAACGAUAUAUCGCCUUAUAUACGUGCCUCACAACCAGAGCGCUUCACCUCGAAGUCGUGAAUUCACUCACUGCAGACAGCGCUAUAAUGAGCCUCAGACGUUUCAUUGCUCGCCGAGGAUCGCCCACCACCAUAUUUUCCGACAACGGGACUAACUUCGUUGGCUCUUCUCGCGAACUGCGCUCCCUACAUGACAACUCGGUCGUAGAGUACGCCACCAAUCACAAAAUCGACUGGCGCUUCAUUCCACCGGCAUCCCCGUUCAUGGGCGGCGCAUGGGAGCGACUUGUGCGGACAGUGAAAGCAGCCCUCAGAUCUUGCCUAACAAAUCAACCACUGAAGGAAGAGGUCUUGACAACACUCCUACUCGAGGCUGAAUCGAUAGUGAAUUCCAGGCCACUUACAUACGUCCCGUCUUCCCCAGAUGCACCAGAGGCGCUAACGCCAUUCCAUUUUAUCCUCGGCUCCUCAUCAGUCGUUCCAUGGACCACGUCGCUGACAGACGCAGACCUAUCCCGACGAUGUGACUGGCGGAGAACCCUGCGCUUAGCAGAUCAGUUUUGGGCACGAUGGCUACGGGAGUACCUACCGAUGCUACGUACAAGGGGACCCAACAACAACUCGCUGAACCUUAGUGAGGGUGACGUGGUGCUAAUCGCCGAUCCUGCCCUUCCUCGUGGUUUGUGGCCACUAGGAAGGGUAGCAAAGGUCUACCUAGGACCCGACGGAGCGGUCCGCGUGGCAGACGUCCACACCAGAGGGGGCAUGCUGCGCAGACCGGCCCGGAAACUUAUCCUGAUGGAGGCCGCGCCUCAGCCAGUAGCCACCAGUGGUUAG
This is a messenger RNA of Cydia amplana, 1146 nucleotides long. RefSeq lists its product as uncharacterized. Gene Ontology annotation, molecular function: nucleic acid binding. Gene Ontology annotation, biological process: DNA integration. Bases 1 to 1146 code for a protein of 381 amino acids. The record is from RefSeq and is a predicted model, not a curated record. The transcript has a single exon. NCBI's taxonomy places the organism in Eukaryota, Metazoa, Arthropoda, Insecta, Lepidoptera, Tortricidae.